Vespa mandarinia (Asian giant hornet) is the source of this 4995-nucleotide messenger RNA. It is a transcript of the gene HDAC4, whose product is annotated as histone deacetylase 4. The record is from RefSeq and is a predicted model, not a curated record. Gene Ontology annotation, molecular function: histone deacetylase activity. Lineage: Eukaryota; Metazoa; Arthropoda; Insecta; Hymenoptera; Vespidae. Gene Ontology annotation, biological process: negative regulation of transcription by RNA polymerase II.
GCGGUACAUCGAGUGAUACUUUGGUUGACGCUAAAGAAUCAUCGUUAUCGUCAUCUAUUUCGUUUCGUUUACGUCGCGCGUUGUUUCUGUAUUGGCUUUCGAGCUCGUAAACACUCGAGAACAUACGUAAUAAUCGUGUCCCGGGAACUAUCAGGAGACAAUCUCGUGAUAGAAAGAGAAGUGCGAUGGAAUUACGUUUGUCCGUUGUUUUAUUUUCGGUGAUAGUAAAAACUUCAUGGACAAGCGUGAGUCGAUAACGUAGAAUGGAUAUUUUGUUCGGACGAUCGAUCAACGGCCAUCAUCGUUCAACCUUUCCUUUGGAUCGAGCACGAUUUUAACAAAAAGACGUGGGCUAUAGGAGUAUCGAGAUCACGUCGGCUUUCACGCAUCUACCUCAAAAGGAGAUGGCCAGGGACACCCCGGGCUCGCCUAUGUCACGCCCGCGGGAUUUGGGUAGCGGAGGUGGUGGCGGCGGCGGCGGUGGCGGAGGAGGCGGCGGCGGUGGUGGCGGUGGCGGCGGAGGGGGAGGAGGUGGCGGGGGUGGAGGUGCUGCAACGGCCACCUUAACUUCCGGCGCCUAUCAUGCUGCAGUUGCUACCUCCGAUCCAACGACCCUGCAUGGCCACGCUUUGCAACAGAAAAUACUCGAGCUACAGCAGCACCAUCAGCUACAGCAACAAAUCCUGCGGCAGCAGUACCAAGCACAGGAACGGCAAUUGGCCGAGAUGCACGAACAACAAAUGCAUCAGCUCAAGCUUUGGGAAAAGCAGAAACAAUUGGAGGAGCAAUUGAGGGAAAAGGAACGAUUAGAGGCACUCAGGAAGAAGGACAAGCACGAUCAUAGCGCCAUCGCUUCGACGGAGGUUAAACAACGUCUUCAGAGUUUCCUGGUUAACAAAAAGCAAAGGGAAGCCGCUGCAGCGGCGAACGGGGCCGUCCCUGGUACACCUGGAUAUAGAAGCUGGUUGCAGCCACAGUCCGAAACAACGAGCAACACAAAUUCCUCGCAUCCUUAUCGUAUGCCACAGAUGUUGCAGGAGAAGUUUGGCGAUGAUUUCCCAUUGAGAAAGACAGCAUCGGAGCCGAACCUGAAGGUGCGACUAAAACAGCGCGUGGAGAGGAAUAUGGCGGCCUUGCGGCACUCGCCCCUGAUGGCACGAAGGAAGGAUCGUCUUCUGUCGCACCUCAAGCGGAAGUCGCUACUAGCAAAUGCUGGUAGCAAUCCAGAAUCGGGGCCUAACUCACCGCCGACUGUUAAUAAUUCUCAGGCAAGUCCUACCGCAGGAAGCAAUACAGCGAUACAAGAGGAAAGCGAAAGUACGAGUUAUGGUGGCCCGCUGACGAGUAGUAGUCAACAGGGAAGUCUCUCGGAUCUUUCGUUAUUUAGUUCACCGUCCAUGCCCAAUAUCUCUUUGGGAAGACCACAAAUUCCAUCCAGCUCGGCUCAGAGCGGAUCGAAAUUAGCACCAGUCUCUGAAGCUGAAGUUCGUGCCGCAUUUACGGCUCGUCUUGGUAUGCCAUUAACCGGUCAAAUGUUACCAGGCACAUUACCGUUCUAUCCAUCGCUGACGGUCAUCGAUGGAGAUCCUACGUACAUUCACAAACAAAUGCAAAAUUUGGAACAAGUGUCAGUAGGGAGCAGACAACAUCCGGUAUAUCAUACCGCGCCGAUUACGGAUACACAAGUAGCACAUACAAGACUGCAGAAGGCUAGUCACCGGCCUUUAGGUAGUAGAACUCAAUCCGCGCCAUUACCUCUUGGUCAUCCGAUGUUGCAAAGUGGUAUGAUGGCACCACCUGCGCAUUACGAGGAAUACCUGAUCGAGAAACAACACCAUGAUCAACAACAGGCGCACAAUUAUUUGAAACAACAGAUUCGUCAGACCGUAUUAACGCGAGUUAGUUCUCGAGGGCAGACCAAUCAGUUGGACGAAGCGCCAGAAAGCGAGGAAUCCGAAGUGAUAGAUCUUACGGGGAAAAAGGAUUUGUCGGAGGAGAGCGAAAUUUCGAAACAGCAGAGGGACCGUGAACAAUUUUUGCAACAACAGAGAGAUCUGAUGAUGAGACACACCUUACAGACGAACGAGUCGACGGCCUAUCCUGGCGGAAGGAGUUCACAAUCCGCCAGACCACUCUCAAGAGCGCUCUCUAGUCCGUUGGUACAUUUAGGACCUCAGGGUGGCGGUGGUGAUAUGUUUGCUCGGGGCUCACCUCAUCGAGCUAACACAGGAUUGGCAUACGAUCAAUUGAUGCUAAAACACGCCUGUGUUUGUGGUGAAACUGUAAGGGGUCAUCCCGAACACGGUGGUAGAUUACAGAGCGUCUGGGCUAGAUUAUCGGAAACGGGAUUAUCUCAGCGUUGCAGUCGAGUUCGUUCUCGUCAGGCUACACUUGAAGAAAUUCAAACGUGUCAUAGCGAGGCACACACGCUUUUAUUCGGAACGAAUCCUUUGAAUCGUCAAAAAUUAGACAUGUCGAAACUUCCACAAUUACCGAUCAUUGAAUUGCCUUGCGGAGGAGUAGGCGUUGAUUCCGAUACAACGUGGAACGAAUUAAAUACCGCACCUGCCGCCCGAAUGGCCGUAGGAUGCGUAGUUGAUCUCGCUUUGAAGGCAGCGAUGGGUGACAUCAAGAAUGGCUUUGCGGUCGUUAGACCUCCGGGACAUCAUGCGGAGAGUAAUCAAGCGAUGGGCUUUUGUUUCUUCAAUUCCGUGGCGAUCGCUGCUCGUUUGUUGCAACAAAAACUUGACAUCAGAAAGAUAUUGAUCCUUGAUUGGGACGUUCAUCAUGGAAAUGGAACACAACAUAUGUUCUACGACGAUCCUAGAGUACUUUAUCUCUCCAUACACCGACACGACGAGGGUAACUUUUUCCCAGGUACGGGUGGACCAACGGAAUGUGGUACAGGCGAGGGUUUAGGAUACAACGUGAACGUAGCAUGGUCUGGUGGAUUAAAUCCACCAAUGGGAGACGCAGAAUAUUUGGCAGCCUUUAGAACGAUCGUUAUGCCGAUCGCUAAGGUUUUCGAUCCUGAAAUCGUCCUAGUUUCUGCGGGUUUUGACGCUGCCGUUGGUCAUCCCGCACCUCUUGGUGGCUACAAGGUCAGCCCUGCGUGUUUCGGUAGAAUGACGCAACAGUUGCUAACUCUCGCAGGUGGUAAGGUCGUUCUAGCUUUGGAAGGUGGUUAUGACUUGGCAGCGAUCUGCGAUUCCGCUCAGGAGUGCGUUAGAGCUUUGCUAGGUGAUGAACCAACUCCAAUUCGAGAGGAUGAACUCACGCGGGCUCCUUGCCAAAAUGCCAUUGAUACAUUACAAAAGACUAUCGCCAUUCAGAUGUCUCAUUGGCAAUGCGUUAAACUCUUCGCUCAUACCGUCGGUAUGAGCGCAAUUGAGGCGAGUCAGAAGGAACACGACGAAACAGAAACGGUAUCUGCUAUGGCUUCGCUUUCCAUGCAACAGCCUACGAAUCUUACAACUACGCCGGAUCAUUCCCGAGAAGUUUCCGAGGAACCGAUGGAGCAAGACGAGGCAAAAUGAAGUGUACUCGUUUAAAAGAUGUUAGCUAUCAUCGAGAUCAUAUUGAAAAUGAGUUGAGAAACGUCAUGAACGCAGAGGUAGAGGAACCGAAGAAAAAUGAAAACGAGGGAAUCUCGUUUUUUUUUUUUUCAAAGAUAAAUGUAAAUCAUGGAUUUGGUAUGUUUCAUUUGGAAAGAUUAAUCCAUGAAAAGUCUACGGUGAUGAGAUCGUCGACGUGUUUAUCUCUAUAUCUGUAAGUCGUCGACGAACCUUUGAUGACGUUUUUCUUUUUUUUUUUUCUUUUCUUUUUUUGAAAGACACUACAAAGCAUUGAAAAAAAUUUUGUCAAUUUUUUGUCGAAUUAAUAUUGUCGUUCAAUGAACGGAAUUUUGUAAACACGCGAGUACACUAUUUUCGUGUGUUAAAAGAUUAUCACGAAGCGAAAGAGCCAUUUUAUUUGUCGCUUCUUAAUUGGAUAAUCUAACUUUUUGUUCUUUUUUUUUUUUUUUUUUUUUGUCUCUCUUUCUCUCUCUCUCUCUCUCUCUGACAUUUUUCUUUUCUUCUUUUCUUUUUUUUUUUUUUCUUCUCUUCUUUGUUUCAUUUUUCUUGUCUCUUUCUUUUUAUUUAAUUGUCCAUCUCACAGAGUAUACGAUCCAAUUUCGUUGUAAAAAGUUGUUGUAACUUGUAUAGAUACAAUUUUUCGAUGAAAAGGGCUCAAGUAUGGAAGAAAUGAUUUUUGGUCCUCCGUUAAUAACAUUGGAAGCCUGUCAUAUAGAACUUCUUACCAGUGUCUUAUUAAUCAACAACGAAGGAUCCCCCGUGGUUUGAGAUAAGAGAGAAACAAAAACUGUCAACAGGCACGAACACAAUUCUUUUUAUUAACAUUAUAAUAUUAUAUAGAAUUAAUAAAGGAGAAUUGACACGUAAAGAUAAUUAAUUAAUUUGUGCUUUAAUAUUUAAUGUGUAUCGAAAGAUAACAACAAACUAUUUACUUUUUCUUUUGUCUCUUCUUUUUUUCUUUUUUUCUUUUCUUUUCCAAUCCAAUUUUAAACUAUACUCUUAUUAAAGAAUUGUAUUAUGUAUCGUUGACAGUGUUUGGAGUGUGCUUAUUAAGGAAUAAGGUGUGUGUAUAUAUAUAUAUAUAUAUAUAUAUAUAUAUAUAUAUACACACACAUACACAUAUAAAAUACAAUCUUAUGCUUAUCGUACUUGCUUUUCAUAUACAUUAAUAAAACGUAUUCUACAUCUUCUACGUACAUAAAAUUUAAAGUAAGUGAAAACGAGAGAGAUGGCGGUCGGGGAGGGGUAGAGGAGGGGAGGGGGAGGGGUGGCCGGGAGAGAAAGAAUGCAUACAAGACUUCGCGAGCAGAUUUAAAGAAUUGUCACAUUUAUGCAAUGAAUUGUACAAAUUGUUUGAAAAUUAAUCUAUUGUUGGAUCUAUUAUGUACAACAAAGAAACUUUUGCCAUUAUUGUUGUAAA